CUCAGGUAUGCGGAGGCGGAGGCAGGACAGCCCUGGGAGGGAGCAGGAGGAGGGGCCGGCAGCCUGGAACGGAAAGGACAGCGGAGAGCAGGGCAGAGCCUGAGCAGGCAGGGCACCUCCAGGUGGGCAGGAGCUCCCACUCAGCACCAUGAGCACCGCCACCGGCCCAGAAGCUGCCCCAAAGCCAAGUGCCAAGUCUAUCUAUGAGCAGAGGAAGCGUUACUCCACAGUGGUUAUGGCCGAUGUAUCCCAGUACCCAGUCAAUCACCUGGUGACGUUCUGCCUGGGUGAGGACGAUGGCGUGCACACCGUGGAGGAUGCCUCCAGGAAGCUGGCCGUCAUGGAUAGCCAGGGCCGAGUCUGGGCACAGGAGAUGCUGCUGCGAGUGUCUCCCGACCAUGUCACGCUGCUCGACCCGGCCUCCAAGGAGGAGCUGGAGUCAUACCCGCUGGGCGCCAUCGUGCGUUGUGAUGCGGUGAUGCCACCCGGCCGGAGCCGCUCGCUGCUGCUGCUCGUGUGCCAGGAACCCGAGCGCGCGCAGCCCGACGUGCACUUCUUCCAGGGCCUGCGCCUUGGGGCGGAGCUGAUCCGAGAGGACAUCCAGGGGGCUCUGCACAAUUACCGCUCCGGCCGCGGGGAGCGCAGGGCGGCGGCGCUCAGGGCCACGCAGGAGGAGUUGCAGCGCGACCGCUCGCCCGCCGCUGAGACCCCGCCCCUGCAGCGCCGCCCGUCCGUCCGCGCAGUGAUCAGCACCGUGGAGCGGGGCGCAGGCCGCGGGCGACCCCAGGCGAAGCCCAUUCCCGAGGCAGAGGAGACGCAGAGGCCUGGGCCCGCGGGGACCUCGAGCAGCGCUGACCCGGCCUCCCCGGACCUAGGUCCCCGGGGUCCUGACCUGGCGGCUCUGCAGGCGGAGCGGGAAGUGGACAUCCUGAACCACGUGUUCGACGACGUAGAGAGCUUCGUAUCGAGGCUGCAGAAGUCGGCGGAGGCGGCCAGGGUGCUGGAGCACCGGGAACGCGGCCGCAGGACCCGGCGCCGAGCGGCUGGGGGUAAGGGCACCCCCGCGUGGGAUCUGAACCCCCCUCCCGAUCACUUCCAGAUGCCCCCCCUCUCCCCAGGGUCUCCCCUCCCGCCACUUACCAGGGCUGACCUCACAGCCAUCUUAACCGGGUGUCCACCUCUCUCUGCCUGCCUGGUGCUGGCCCCGCGUCCCCAUCGCCGCGCCCCGGCCCCCGCAGAGGGCCUGCUGACGCUGCGGGCCAAGCCGCCCUCGGAGGCCGAGUACACAGACGUGCUGCAGAAGAUCAAGUACGCCUUCAGCCUGCUGGCCCGGCUGCGCGGCAACAUCGCCGACCCCUCCUCCCCGGAGCUGCUGCACUUCCUUUUCGGGCCUCUGCAGAUGAUUGUGAACACGUCGGGGGGGCCCGAGUUCGCGAGCAGCGUGCGGCAGCCGCACCUGACGUCGGAUGCCGUGGCGCUGCUGCGGGACAACGUCACUCCACGUGAAAACGAGCUCUGGACCUCGCUGGGGGACUCGUGGACCCGCCCCGGGCUGGAGCUGCCCCCGGAAGAGGGACCCCCAUACAGACCCGAGUUCUUCAGCGGCUGGGAGCCGCCGGUUACUGACCCGCAGGGCCGCGCUUGGGAAGACCCAGUUGAGAAACAGCUACAGCACGAGCGGAGGCGCCGGCAGCAAAGCGCCCCCCAGGUCGCUGUCAAUGGUCACCAAGACUUGGAGCCAGAAUCUGAGCCUCAGCUGGAGUCAGAGACAGCAGGAAAAUGGGUCCUGUGUAAUUAUGACUUCCAGGCCCGCAACAGCAGUGAGCUGUCGGUCAAGCAGCGGGACGUACUGGAGGUCCUGGAUGACAGGCGCAAGUGGUGGAAGGUUCGGGACCCAGCGGGGCAGGAGGGAUAUGUGCCCUAUAACAUCCUGACACCCCACCCCGGACCCCGGUUGCACCACUGCCAAAGCUCUGCCCGCAGCCUGAACAGCACUCCUCCUCCGCCACCAGCCCCAGCCCCAGCCCCACCUCCAGCUCUGGCUCGGCCCCGCUGGGACAGCUGCGAUAGCCUCAACAGCUUGGACUCCAGCGAGAAGGAGAAAUUCUCCCAGAUGCUCAUUGUCAACGAGGAACUGCAGGCGCGCCUGGCCCAGGGCCGCUCGGGCCCGAGCCGCGCAGUCCCAGGGCCCCGCGCUCCGGAACCGCAGCUCAGCCCGCAAUCGGACGCCUCCGAGGUCCGAGCCUGGCUGCAGGCCAAGGGCUUUAGCUCCGGGACCGUGGACGCGCUGGGUGUGCUGACUGGGGCGCAGCUUUUCUCGCUGCAGAAGGAGGAGCUGCGGGCGGUGAGCCCCGAGGAGGGGGCGCGUGUGUACAGCCAGGUCACCGUGCAGCGCGCCCUGCUGGAGGACAAAGAGAAAGUGUCAGAGCUGGAGGCAGUGAUGGAGAAGCAAAAGAAGAAGGUGGAAGGCGGGAUGGAAAUGGAGGUCAUUUGACCUGCCCGGCGCCCUUCGCAAAGAGUGACCAGGCCCCGUGUGAGAACGGACUCUUCAGACUCCUCAAUAGCAGAAGUCGGUCUUCUGAAGGAUGGCCAAUCUGCUCCGGCCCCGGUCUUCCCCCAUCCCCGUGGACAGACUGAAUAAUCCUUGCUGCAGUCCCUCCGGGGCAGAUCUGGACUGGCUGUGAGUGGGGAGGGCGUGGAGACAGUCUACGGAAAGCGCUAGCAGACCCCCAAGAGGGUGCAGUAGAGCCCUGAGCAUUGUAAUAUGCCGCCCAGCCUAUAAACAGCCUCCUUACUUGGCA
Messenger RNA from Macaca mulatta (Rhesus monkey), 2801 nucleotides. Lineage: Eukaryota; Metazoa; Chordata; Mammalia; Primates; Cercopithecidae. The record is from RefSeq and is a predicted model, not a curated record.